Sebastes umbrosus (honeycomb rockfish) is the source of this 5716-nucleotide messenger RNA. RefSeq names its product phospholipid phosphatase 2b (gene plpp2b). Lineage: Eukaryota; Metazoa; Chordata; Actinopteri; Perciformes; Sebastidae. The transcript is spliced from 6 exons. Gene Ontology annotation, biological process: phospholipid dephosphorylation; phospholipid metabolic process; signal transduction. Gene Ontology annotation, molecular function: phosphatidate phosphatase activity. The coding region runs from base 731 to 1615 and encodes 294 amino acids. The record is from RefSeq and is a predicted model, not a curated record.
GUUAUGUGUAACGACAGGAUAUCACUUUAUUCCUUCUAUUUAUAGUAUUUAUUAUUAUACUAUUUAUAUUUUUUUACCUGACAGUGCAGUUUGUGUCACAUUUACUGCUGCCAGGCGCCUCCUCUCCUCCUGCUCUGAUCUGCACAGUGUUUCAGUCCUCUCUACUAAAAAGAAAUAAAAAAAAAUUUAAAAAAAGUUGGUUUGCAAAGCAGGGAGAAAAAAACUAAGCAAAAACCGCUAAGAGCUUUUUUUCUCUCUCUUGCUCUCUGCACGCCUGUGCGUAAAAGCUCGGAGCCUGGCGCUGAUCAGAUCAGCCACCAGAGAGGAGCCAGAGACGAGGAAGUCAGGAGGAGGAGGGACCAGUGCGGUGGCGUGGUCUACUGUGUGUCUGUAUGUGGAGAAAACACUUUAUACUGGAUCCUCAGGACGACUCCAGCUUUGUGAAACCCCGAGGAUCUCUCUCCAGUUCUGCUUCUAGUACCAAAAGAGCAGUAAUGCGCGCAAAAGGACGCAGGACUCCAGCUGCAAACCAGUUUUUAAAGUCGUUUUAAAGAAAAGUUACACACCUUUGCUGUCAAUGUCAGCAGCAGCACAGGUAGGGAAGGGAAUCCCGGAAGAACUCGUAGUGCAGGUUACCAGCCUGUUUGCGCAUCAGCCUGCACUUUUUUUUUUAUUUCCAAAGCGAGCGAACAAAAAGUUUGUGAUUCUCUCUUCAAAGUUUUGAGCGUGAAUGAAAGAAGAGAAGAUGAAGGAUCUGAGGAAGAAGAAGCUGUACGUGCUGGUGGACGUGCUGUGCGUUAUAGUCGCGGCGCUGCCCUUCAUCGUCAUGACCAUCGUGUUCAAGCCGUAUAUAAGAGGGGUUUACUGUGACGACGAGAGCAUCAUGUACCCCCUAAAACCAGACACCAUCACCCAUGGCAUGCUGGCGGCCGUCACCAUCCCCUGCACUGUCGUCAUUAUCUCCUCUGGAGAGGCUUAUCUGGUCUACAGCAAGAGGAUUUACUCCAAUUCUGACUUCAACCAGUAUGUAGCUGCACUCUACAAGGUGGUGGGCACCUUCUUGUUUGGAGCAUCCGUUAGCCAGUCGCUCACCGACCUUGCCAAGUUCACCAUCGGCCGCCCGAGACCAAACUUCAUGGACGUAUGCCAACCAAAGGUCUGCACGGGAUACAUGCCGGUGAUCAACUGUACUGGCAGCGAUCUGAACGUCACCGAGUCCAGAUUGUCCUUCUACUCUGGUCACUCCUCUUUUGGGAUGUACUGCAUGCUCUUCCUAGCGCUUUACGUGCAGGCCAGACUGGAGGCCAAGUGGGCCAGACUUCUCCGGCCCACCAUCCAGUUCUUCCUGGUGGCCUUUGCGGUGUACGUGGGUUACACCCGAGUCUCUGAUUACAAGCACCACUGGAGCGACGUGCUGGUGGGGCUGCUGCAGGGAGCGCUUAUUGCUGUGCUCAACGUGUGCUAUGUGUCAGACUUCUUUAAGAAGCGUCCUCCACGUUGCACAAGGCCAGACACGGCUGAUAGCGAAGAGCCAGAGAGGAAACCCAGCCUGCAGAUUGCAGACUCCGAGCACAGCAACCAUUACAACUAUCACCACAGUCCAGGCCCUGUGUGACGGGGGCUGACGCUAUAUAGGGAACAGAGGCUGCAGCCUGCAGACCCCAAACCUGUGUGAUAGGGUCCAACUCUGGGGCUUCCACCUUGAUUGUGCAGUUCAGAGGAAUAACCUGGGUCAUCUGCGGUCCUGACUCUGUAGGCUGCCCGUUGUUGAAGCUAUGUGAGAGGUCUUAUAAGUGUGAGGUGUUAACUUUUAGAGUAUUUAUGAGUUUUGCAACCAGCCCUUUGUAUGUCUGUUUGAAAGGAUUAAAGUUGGGAUCAGGUCUGUAGCUUGCAGCCUCCGAGCCCCCUGCUCCCUCCCUCUGUGUCAACCACUCACACCCCCCCUACUCCCCAACCACUGGACUGACUGAGGGGGCUGCAUCCCAUCGCCAGGUGCCUGAGCCCCCUCUCAAAGACUCCAUGAUGACCUCCUUUUCUCCUGUAAGAGAGAGAGGAGCAUAUUGUUUUUAAUACAUCAUUGUUGAUGUUAAAGCGUAUGUGCUUAAAGCUGCAUUAAGCGAAAGACUCCAAACCCACAGCAACAGCGCCAUGACAUGCUAUUGCCUUAUUAAGUGAUUGUGGCAAAUGAGUUAGCAAACAAGUUACACACACACACAGCAGAAACAGAGGAACAUCCCAAUGAGAGUCCUCUCCUGCCAACUGACAAAUGUAAGUCUGAUAUUCACUCGCCUUUAUGCCGCCACCUCCUGAGAAAAAUAAGUUUUCUUUGGCUUGAUACAUGCUCCACUUUUUUUACUUGUCACUUGUUCAUUAGUUCACUUGUUUACUGUUUUACAAUGAGCGUACAAUCUGUUUCUCUGUUUGCAUGAAACCGCUGCCCACAGUUUUAUAUAAUGGAUCAGUGAGAGCGGUUGGGUUCCGCCAAUAUGGAUUGAUGAACUGAAGCAGCCUGAAAGUCUCACUCCCAACACGUCAAAUACCGCCGAUUGGGCAGUGCCGAUUGGGCAGCGCCCCUUGGCAUUGGAAACCGACGCAUGGAGGCACCCUUUUAGCAACAGUAUGUGACAAACCGGGCUUUCAACUAACUCCAAUGUAAACCCACCCGCGACAAUCGGAGCAAGUGACGUAUUAUUAAUAGCGUGAGAGUCCACUCAAGGCAGGCGGGAGGGAUGGAUUGAUCGAACAAACACAAGACUUUCAACAAGGAGACCACUGUGAGUGAAACUAAAAGUAACGUUGGCUUAUUUGGUCACGUCUUUCAUUAGUCACGUGAGUCGCUAAGCACAUGAGUCAUUAGUCAGAGACGUUAACGUCAACCACGACUGUUUCCUAACCCUAACUAAGUGGUUGUGUUGCCUAAACCCAACUUCCUGUGAAAACACAAGUUUAUUUUGAAAGGACACUAUGCAUGUAACAAGCGUGUAUUGACACGCCGUCCCCGGUCCGUCUCAAAGGUAACACAAGAGGGGUAUCCCGUGCCGAGGGGCGCUGACCAAGCGGCAGUGUUUGACGAGUUGGGAGUGUGAAUGUGUUGAGCGGGAAUAUCUGGGUGUUGAUUCUCAGUGGGAUUUGUAGUACUAGCAACUAUUUUACUUACCAGGAGUUCUUUGAUUUUACGUUAACAUCAAAUAUGUCGCUUAAUGUAGCUUUAACAAUUUUCGUAUGUAUUUCUGUAUGUAGAGAACGUAAUUUGUUGGCAGCAAUGAAAGAAAUGUAAGAGGAAGAAAAACAAGGAUGUUUGGAAAUGGUGGUUGAGGCACAGUUUGUUGAUUAGCUUCAUUUUAGAGCACCUUAAACUGGUUUCACACUAGAAGAGUGUUGCAAAUCAUAACAAAAUAUUUGAAGUGGCAACCAGUUCACAGUUCAUUUUCUCCAUACAGUUUAUCAUGUUUGCAAAAAGGCUCACAAACUAAAAAUGUCCCCUGCAGGCCACUCCAAAGCUGCUUUUAAAGGAGAUGUAUGUCGAGAAGCACGAGUCAGAGCUAAUCCUAUGAUCUGAAAUGAUCUCUGCCAGCUCUCCUAACUGCCGCACAAACAGGUCUACUCUGACAAACAAUAUAAUGUUUUUAAAAGUGACUUUACAGGCUUGUCGUGCCCGAUGACUCACACUACAUUGAUCGACUCUGCUGGAUUUCUACUCCCAGCAAUUAUUCUCAGCGUCAUGUUGCAUCACUGCCCCAAGUGUGUCCAGAGGAGUGUCUGACUUGUUGCAUUAUCUCGUCAGUGCCAAUUAGUCUGAAUCUGAAUUAAGGGAAGGACAUAAACUGAGUCUUAAAGGGGAACUACGCCCAUUUUCAAAAUUCAGACAUGUUAUUCCUAUGGUCUGAGACAGUCCAAAAAAUAUUAGUAAACAUGAACAACUCUCUCCCAAAUCCAAAAACUAGAGUGCUAAAACUUUGUGAUGUCAUAGUGUCUAAAGUGUGGGGCUGCUCCAUAGACAUUGAAUUGGCAAAGAAGCACCCAAGAGGAAUGUUCUGAGUAUAUGGGUACACUACUGAGAACACUACAAUAGAAUAAAUCUCAUUUGGGUAUAAAAAAGACACUCAAACACUCAAAUCAGUCUCCCAUUCAUUGUCUAUGGAGCAGCUCCAGACUUUAUACUCUAUGACAUCACAAGUUUUAGUUUUAGCGCUGUAGUUUUUGGAUUUGGGAGUGUGAUCCAUAUUAACUAAUGUUUUUUGGACUGUCUUACCACAGAAAGUCAGUGUGUCUACCACAGAAAUAACAUGUAUGAAUUUUGAAAAUGGGCAUAGUUCCCCUUUAAGGGCGUAUUUUAUGUCCAGACAGGGUCUGAUUCAUCCUCAGCAGUGGUGAUGCUUUUCUAAAAAUGUGUAAAUUUAAUGUGGAGUUUGUGAAUGAUUUUAUGUUUCCCCUGUGUGAUAUGGACUGCAGAGGUAGAAACCAUUGAUGCAGAUAGCUUUAAUUUCUUUGUGUCAUACCACUACUAUAUUGCCAAUCAAAUAUUAAGCAAUUUGGCCUUCUUCUUUCUGUUUUAUUGUGUGUUUUUUUUAUUUCUCAAAUACGAAUAAUCAAAGAAGGAUGAGACAACCAUUUUUUGAAAAUGGUGUUUUAAUUUAUUUUAAAUACGAGAAGUUUUUUAUUUACUCUUACAAGGGUUGGAAAUGCCAGCGCUGUUUAAGGUUUUUGUGCAAUCACCCCUGCUUGCCACUAUGAGCCACAAAUACUGUAUAUACUAACGCUAUGAGACAUGUUUUAUGUUGCGUGAAGGAUGUGUGUAUAUAUAUGCUUGUAUGUUUUUAUUUCACAUGUAGGUGCGUUUUUAAUUUCACCUGUACAGUGUGCUUUGGCCCAUGCCUUCUCAGACUGGUGGCUUGGAGGAGUUGCCACACAAACGGAUCCAAUUCCAGGUCCAAACAUAAGCCAGAUGCCUUGGCAGGGCUUUUAAAGGGCUGUUGUAAUGAUAAAGGGUUACAUACCCAACUGUGUUUUUGAAGCUAGUAACACCGCUCCGAUCCCACUUCAAAGAUCCGUCUCUGUUCCUUUUCCCCUUCCUGUGUUGAUGGAUGAGGUUAAUUUGUGAAUAAGGUCUCCUGUACAGUUCUUGUACGGCAUGCAGAGCCCUGGAGGACUGACAACAGAUCAGACGGACCACAAACCUGAUAGAGGGGAGGCAGGAAGACGGAGGGAAUCUCACCUGGUAGUGAUUGUGAGGCCCCGUAGCUGAGCUGGGACUAGAGAGAGGCGGGUAUUGGAGUGUGGGGUAUCCCAUGGUGAACCUCGGCCCCUGGGGACUCCUACACAUUUAAAACACAGAUUUACAACAAGAAACAGCUGGAGCUGGUUGCGGUGAAGUGCCGUGCGAGCCCCCCCGCCCCCACCACCACCACCCUCCCCUUCUCCUUUCUACAUCUAAAUCAUCUGCAGCCAGACUAAUAGCCCAAAUGAGGAUGAGGUUCUAGAAACAUCAUGGUGUGUUUGAUGCCCCUCCAGCUUCAUGGAAACCGAGGUUCUCAGCUGGUCAUGCUCCAUGUGUUAUUAUGCUUUAUUGGAUUAGUGCCUUAAAGUAGGCACUGGUUGGCCUGUUUAUAUGUCCACUUGUAGGUAUGAUUCACAUUGUUUGCUUUUUUUUGUAUAUAGAUUAUAUCUAUAGGCUCUAAACCAGAGAAUUUUAAAUAAAGAUAUAAUCAUUCAGUUA